Molecule: messenger RNA, 1722 nt
Organism: Paraphaeosphaeria sporulosa
Lineage: Eukaryota; Fungi; Ascomycota; Dothideomycetes; Pleosporales; Didymosphaeriaceae
Exons: 5
Coding region: 1-1722 (573 amino acids)
Molecular function (GO): ATP hydrolysis activity; ADP binding
Source: RefSeq, a predicted model, not a curated record
AUGCGGCUUCUCCACUUCAACACCCUAGGAAGGCUAGUCUUGACAGACUUUCGCGGCAAGACGAUCCCGCCAUAUGCCAUUCUGUCGCACAGAUGGAGCGAAUCCGAGAUCCUUAUUGAAGACAUAGCGAGCGGAUUUUGCGCUAAACAGGCAGCCCAGGACAAGCUGCAAUAUUUCUGGAUCGACACUUGCUGCAUCGACAAGUGGAACCUCUCUGAGCUCUCAAAGGCGAUCAACUCGAUGUUUCAAUGGUACAAAAACGCGACACGAUGCUACGUCUUUCUAUUAGACGUCUUAGUGUCGACUGCAACAGAGCCAGCCCAACGCAACGACUGGGAGGCUUCGUUCCGCAAAAGUCUUAUUGCGCCAGUGUCAGUCGAGUUCUUCUCGCGUGAAGGACAUCCCAUAGGCGAUAAAGCGUCGCUCGGCCAGCUUAUUAGUGAGAUCACUAGCAUCCCGCUUGCGGCAUUGCGUAACUGCCCCUUGGACCAGUUCUCUAUAUCUGAGCGAGAAAGAUGGGCCAAAAAUCGUAGAACAACUGAAGAGGAAGACAUUGCAGAAGUCGACGUAGCUGCUAACGUACUAUCGAUCAUCCCGUUCUCACAAAAUCCUCGCUUCGUAGGCCGAGAGUCGCAGCUUGCCGAGCUAGAAGCAAAGCUAUUUAGCAACGAACAGACCACUACUACACUAGCGAUCGUUGGACCUGGUGGGACAGGCAAGUCGCAGCUCGCGCUCGAGGUUGCGCACAGAAUAAGGCAAAAUAUGAAGAACUGCUCAGUCUUUUGGAUGGACGUAAGCGACAAAGACAGUCUCUACCAGUCAUAUGCAAGUGUUGCGCAGAAGCUUGGCAUUCCUGGGUGGGAUGAUGAUAAGGCCGAUAUGAAGCAGCUUGUAGAACGCUGUGUAGUAGAAAUUAGUGCGCGACAGUGUUUACUGAUAUUUGACAACGUAGAGGACACUAUUCUACAAUCUGGCGGCAUGUCCACAACAGAAGCGGUAGAAUUGGUGAACUAUCUACCGCAGUCUAACCUAUGCUCUACUAUCUUCACAACAACAAGUUAUGGCAUAGCUAAGGCGCUUACUUUACAGAGUAUUAUAGCACUGCAAGAGCUGACACCAGAUAUGGCGCUAAAGAUGCUGCAAACCCGCUUGGCAACGCCGCUUUCAAGCACUGAGCAGCUGGAAGCUAAGAACUUGUUAGGGGGGCUGUUGUAUCUACCUCUAGCAGUCGUGCAAGCAGCAGCGUGUAUAAAUGCUAGCGGCAUGACGGUGCAGAAUUAUCGAGCACAGCUAGAUAAGUAUAGCAGCAACUCGUCUACAGAACAACUACGGAGCGCUAGUAUAACAGAUCCUGUGGCUACUACGCUAUUUUCCUCCCUGGAUCAGAUCGUUUGUGAGAAUGCACUCGCUACAGACUAUCUUUUUCUUGCUGCAUGCGUAAACCGGAAAGACAUCUUACUCGACCUUCUAGAGGCAGCCUCGCCACAGGCAAAGGAAGAUGCCAUCAUAGUACUUCACAGGUAUGCGCUCGUCACUAGGCGACCUACUGAAUCAGCACUUGAUAUUCAUCGACUAGUGCAUCAAGCUCUACGCAAACGGCUGCAAGCGCAGGGAUGGCUCCAACAGUGGACCCAACGCACUAUAACACAGCUACUCCAAGUUUUCCCAAGCGACGACCAUAAUAAUAGAAUGACGGAAGGUAUGAGGAGGCCAAAGAGCUAG